AUGAGAGAUCACCGUGGAUACACGCCGCUACAGUGGGCAGUAGAGUACGGGCGCGAGGCUGUAGUCAAGCUGCUGCUUGAGACGGGCAAGGUCGACGUUAAUGCGAAGAAUUGCUUGGGAGACACGCUGCUAUAUUUGGCAAUAAUACAGAGGAAGGAAGCUAUAAUCAAGCUGCUGCUUGAGACGGGCAAGGUCGAGGUUAAUGUGAAGAAGAAGAAUGGACAGUCGCUGCUAUGGAAUGCGGCAGAGGAAGGGUACGGGGCUGUAGUCAAGCUGUUGCUUGAGACGGGCAAGGUCGACGUUAAUGCGAAGGAUAUGCUCUUCCAAAAAACGCCGCUAUGGAUUGCGGCACAGAACGGGCACGGGGCCGUUGUCAAGCUGCUACUUGAUACAGGCAAGGUCGAGGUUGAUAUGAAAGAUUAUAGUGGAAAGACGCCGCUACAGUGGGCAGCAGAGAACGGGCAUGAAGCUGUAGUUAAGCUGCUGCUU
Mytilinidion resinicola is the source of this 489-nucleotide messenger RNA. RefSeq names its product ankyrin. The annotation marks the transcript as partial. The record is from RefSeq and is a predicted model, not a curated record. NCBI's taxonomy places the organism in Eukaryota, Fungi, Ascomycota, Dothideomycetes, Mytilinidiales, Mytilinidiaceae. Gene Ontology annotation, molecular function: protein binding. The transcript has a single exon.